This is a messenger RNA of Candidula unifasciata, 2739 nucleotides long. The record is from the annotation of a GenBank genome assembly. NCBI's taxonomy places the organism in Eukaryota, Metazoa, Mollusca, Gastropoda, Stylommatophora, Geomitridae.
AUGACAUUUCAGUCUCAGAAAUUUAACCGGAGCAAAGAUCCUUUCUCUGUGCAGCCAUUACCAAAGUCAUUUUAUCACCCAAGUCCAACCAAAGAAGUAAACGAAAGAGAGGUCAUCAGAAGCCCACAGAGACACAGUACGCCAACUACAAAAUGUGCCGAAGUGGAAGAGUUCCUCAGACAAAACCCCACCUUCCACACUUCUGCCCUACCAAAAGUUAGGACAUUGCAUGACCUUGAAAAACCAGGACCAAGUCUACUAAAACAAAAGGAUGUAACUGACAGCAGCGAGUUGGAUGAAAUCUGGCUAGAUACUGAGAGGCUAAAUUCUUUCAGCACCACUUCAGUCCCAGAAGAAACCGAACCAGAAAGUCCAUAUGUAAAUGAUGAUGGGGUGAAAGGUCUUGGGAAGCUCAAAUAUCAGAGUGGCUGCGUGGAUGGGAUGGACAGUAAAAUCUCUGACAAAACAUCUGAUGUGGACAGAGAAGAAUCAGUGCUUCAGAGGUAUGUAGAGAGGUUCCGCAACUCUGCCCCCAAAUCCAGGGAAGAACGAAUGAAAGAGAAAAGUGAUAAGCUUCACUUCUGGUGGCUGCAGUCCUCAUCUGACAGGGGGAACAACUCAGUGGAUGAUGACAGCAAGGGAAAUAACCUAAGACUACAUCCACAUUUAACUGAGGCCAGACCUCAGUCCCAGAAACUAACCAAGGAUGCUCUGCUCGCUAUGGAUGAGGAAACAUUUCACCUGCAAAGUAAAGCUGAUCGACUUCUUUCGAAGAGUGAGCUUAGUUUGACUUCAUCAAGUCCAAUUGUAAGUACAGAAGGCUUGGGUUCGUCCACUUCUGUUAGCAGCUGCAGUGUGUCUGACGGUCAUCUACCUUACCAGCCUGCUUAUUUUCGGGCACAAGCAAGACUGUUCACCAACACAGAGGACAAGUCAAGGUCGUUGCACACAGCCUCCAGGUCACCAGCUGAUGAUAUCCUGACACGGUGGAGGCUGCAGCGGAAGGUGGAGGAGGCCAGCGCUGCUGUGUCUGGUGGACAGUGUGGAAAGUUGACCAGUACCAAGCCUUCAAGGAACACAGAGCUUGAUGUACGACUGGAGGAGUUCAGAAGAAAAAUACUCUCCCAGAAGGCAUUAGUGACACAACAGGAUAUCCUUUUUGAGAGACAGAAGCUGUCUUUGUUGAUGGAUGAUGUCAAGCAAAAUGAGGGCACACCAAACCGAGGCACUCCGCAAGCAGACAAUGGAGCUGACGGUGAAGAACCAGUGAGGGAUGUAAUUCUGGAGAAGCUACAGAGAAUUACCCGUAGCCAAGACUACAGACCAGCUGAGACAGAGGCAUCUUCCAGAAAAAUCAAUCAAAUAAUGACAGUCUCAACCUUUGCUGUUUCUACUAGAGAUCGAGAUUUCAGCAUUAAUAAUGCUAACUUUGUUAAUUCAAAAUAUGGCAGAAAUGUUGAGCUUUCUGUAGCGGAUCCAGCAUUAAACAGAAAUAAUACAGCUUUGUUCAGUCAAAAUGUUCGGCAGGAUUGCAACGUGAAUGAUGACGGUCAGCCUGAGGUUGUUGUUGACAGUUUUGGGUCACAGGUAGUUUUUGAUCCAAAUGAAAAACACUUUUUGCUGGAAAAUUCUGGGACUGAAUCAAAGAAAAGCAGCAUUCAGAGUUUGAAUGCUGAUGACACUAAAGAGCUAAAAAGUUAUGAAAAGAAGGUUUAUGCAGAAGAGUUUUGUCAGAAAGAGGCGAUAUUCACUGGUAAUUUUCACAAUGAAGAAAGGGCUACUAGAAAUGUAAAGUAUAAUAAAGAUACAAGAAGCAAUCACACUGAUUCUUCAGAAGCAUGUCAACAGAUUAACGAAAAAAUGAGCGAGAAUUUGUAUCAGUAUUUAGAGGCAGAGAAGCCAAUAUCAGAAUCAAGGUUACAUGUUCAAAAAGGUAAUAAGACAGGUAAAGUGAUAAUGAGUGAUGAUUCACCCCUCCAUGCAGAGGAAGAACAACAACAAAAUUCAACAUUACAGAAAAUGGCAAAUAGUAUCAAACAGACUGAUCAGAGGGAAGAAGUUUUUGAAGGAAGAGAAUGUGCUAGAGAGCAGAAGAAAAGAAAAGGAAGACAUAAGCAUCAGGUCAAGAAAGGAAGGGAUAAAGAUAAUGGAGAUGUGAAUGAAAGGGAUGUAUUAGUAGAUAUUACAAAUGAAAGAAAUGAGGGAUCCUCUGAUAUUUUCACUGUCAAAGGGCACCCAGGAAAUUUGAUAUCCUAUGAGAAUAAAGAAGGAAACGAUUCCUUCGGGAGACUUGACAAAAAGUCAAGACCUGUUAUGAACUCGACAGCUUCGCCCAGGAGAUACUGUGUCAGCCAGAGACCUUCACCGCUAGCUCAUCAGCCAGUUCAGCAUGCUAUAGGCCAGGCCAUUGCAGAUCAUUUUUUUGACGGCUCAGCACUGGCAUCUAGUGUGGACAGUUGGGCAUCUGCAUUUCCACAAUCUCCAGUCCUCUCACAUUCCAUCAAUGGAUCAGAUUAUUCAGAGGCAUCACCGGCUCCAUCACAAAGGGACAGUACUCCUUUAGAAAGUACUCCACAACUGCAUGGUACUUCUGAUCAACAAGCAAGUAGUGAUGAUGAAUAUACUUCAGACGCAGAGUUCCAAGAGGAUCCACUCCUUAAGAUACUGAGGCAUCAGAGAGACCAUUAUCUACAUCAGUUAACGCUCAUUGAGAAGAAACUGCAAGAUAUGGAGAUCUGA